AUGGUUGGUGCUAUGGUCAACCUCACUAGGUACCCAGGUUUGGAGGCACAGGAAAAAGAGAAGUUAGUUCUAUCUGGAGCAGUGGAAACUAUGAGAAACUACCUGGUGACAUUACCAGCCAGGCUUAACUUCCCCUCUACCCAGAAAGUUUGUUUGGAUCUGAGCCCUGGGUCCCAUGAUUUAAAAUUCACUAUUACCCUGGAGACCAAGGAUAAGACUCAGAAGUUGCUAGAAACCUCUGGAUUGAAGAAGAGGCUCUUACGCUGCACUUCCUUUCCGGUACCACCUCCUGCUGGUGGCACAGAAGAAGUUGCUACAGUCUGGGUGUCCGGGACUGGAAAUAAUAUCAGCUUUGAGGAGAAGAAAACAGUUCUAAUUGAGAGGGAGGGGAAUGGCAUCUUUAUACAAACGGACAAACCUAUCUACAGCCCAGGGCAGGAAGUGCACUUCCGCAUUGUCACCCUGAACAGCAGCUUUGUUCCAGUGAAUGACAAGUACUCCAUGGUGGAACUGCAGGAUCCAAAUAGCAACAGGAUUGCACAGUGGCUGGAAGUGGUACCUCAGCAAGGCAUUGCAGACCUAUCCUUCCAACUGGCACCAGAGGCAAUGCUGGGAACCUAUAUGGUAGCAGUGGCUGGGGGCAUGGCCUUUGGCACCUUCAGUGUGGAAGAAUAUGUGUUGCCUAAGUUUAAGGUGGAUGUGGUGGAGCCCAAGCAGUUAUCAACAGUGGAAGAAUCCUUCUUAGUCAAGAUUUGUUGUAGGUACACCUACGGAAAGCCCAUGCUAGGGACAGCACAGGUAUCAGUGUGUCAAAAGCCAUAUAGCUACCAUUUUCCAGAGCCAGAACAGCAACAGCUACCUGACAGAUGCACAAACCUUUCUGGACAGAUGAAUUUUUUUAGAAUUCUAUCACAGACUCAAGAAAUUAACCUAAAUCCUUGGAAGACUGACAAAGCAGGAUGCUUCUCAGCUUCUGUGGACAUGUCUACCUUCAACCUCACUGGGUAUAUGUACAGCCACAGCAUCAAUAUUGUGGCUAUUGUGGUGGAAGAAGGAACAGGAGUAGAGGCCAAUACUACUCGGGAUAUCUACAUUUCUUCACAAAUGGGAUCAAUAACCUUUGAAGACACCAAAAAUUUUUAUUACCCCAAUUUUCCCUUCAGUGGGAAGGUAAGAGUUAGGGGCCAUGAUGGCUCCCUUCUCAAGAAUCAUCCAGUAUUUUUGGUGAUUAAUGGCAUAAAUGGAACCAUCAACCAGACCCUAACAACUGACAAUGAUGGCCUUGCUCCCUUCAAGCUGGAUACAGUAAAUUGGAAUGGGAGAGAUAUUUCUCUGGAGGCCAGAUUCCAAAUGGAAGAUUUGGUAUAUAAUCCAGGAGAGAGGCCUCAUUACUACCAAAAUGAUUAUCUGCACCUGCAGGCCUUCUACAACACAACUCAGAGCUUCCUUGGCAUCCACCCGCUAAGUGGACUCUUGGCAUGUAGCCAGCCCCAGGAAGUGCUGGUGGACUAUUACAUUGAUCCAGCUGAUGCAAACCCUGACCAGGAAAUCAUCUUCUCCUACUAUUUAAUAGGGAAAGGGCACUUGGAGAUGGAGGGACAGAAACACCUGAACUCUGAGAAGGAAGGAAUGAAAGGCUCCUUCUCCCUCUCACUGACCUUCAAUUCCAGACUAGCCCCUGAUCCUUCCCUAGUGGUCUAUGCCAUUUUUCCCAGUGGAGGCAUUAUAGCUGACAAAAUUCAGUUCUCAGUAGAGAUGUGUUUUGACAAUCAGGUUUCCCUUGGCUUCUCACCUUCCAAGCAGCUUCCAGGAGCAGAUGUGGAACUACAGCUACAGGCAGCUCCUGGAUCGCUGUGUGCAGUCCGGGCUGUGGAUGAGAGUGUCUCACUGCUUAGGCCGGAGAGAGAGCUAAGCAACAACUCUGUCUAUAGGAUGUUCUCAUUCUGGUAUGGCCACUACCCCUAUCAGGUGGCUGAAUAUGAUGAGUGUCCAGUGUCUGGCCCCUGGUAUGCUCCUCAGCCCCUCUCAGCUAUGUGGAGGCCUUGGUUCUCUGAAGGCAUGGACCUUUUCCAUCUUUUCCAGGGCAUGGGCCUGAAAAUACUGUCCAAUGCCAAAAUUAAGAAGCCAGUAGAUUGCAUUCACCAGCCUCUGGAAUACAGCUUUUCAAUGGGUGAAGCAAAUUAUAAUAUUGGUACAGUGAAUUCUGAGUCAUCAUCUUCUUCAUCACUUCAGUCAGAGGACUCUCAGGUCCGCCAGUACUUCCCGGAGACCUGGCUCUGGGAUCUGUUUCCUAUUGGUGACUCAGGGAAGGAGGCUGUCCAUCUUACAGUUCCUGAUACCAUUACUGAGUGGAAGGCCAUGACUUUUUGUACCUCCCAGUCCAGCGGCUUUGGUCUUUCACCUACUGUUGGACUGACUGCUUUCAAGCCAUUCUUUGUUGACCUGACUCUCCCUUACUCAGUAGUUCGUGGGGAAUCCUUUCGCCUUACUGCCACCAUCUUCAAUUAUCUAAAGGACUGCAUCAGGGUUCAGACUAAUCUGGCUACAUCAGAUAAAUACCAGGUGGAAUCGUGGACAGAUUCUCAGGGAUCCAGCUGUCUCUGUGCUGAUGAAGCAAAAACGUAUCACUGGAAUAUCACAGCUAUCAAAUUGGGUCAUGUAAACUUUACUAUCACUACUAAGAUUCUGGACAGCAGUGAACUCUGUAGGGGGGAAAAGGGGUUCAUUCCAGCAAAGGGCCAGAGUGACACACUUAUCAAACCAGUUCUGGUCAAGCCUGAGGGAGUCCUUGUGGAGAAGACAUACAGCUCAUUGCUAUGCCCAAAAGGACAAGUGGCUUCAGAAUCUAUCUCCCUGGAGCUCCCUGUGGAUGUUGUUCCUGAUUCAACCAAGGCUUAUGUUACAGUUCUGGGAGACAUUAUGGGCACGGCCCUACAGAACCUAGACAAUCUGGUGCAGAUGCCAAGGGGCUGUGGGGAGCAGAACAUGGUCUUGUUUGCUCCCAUAAUCUACGUCUUGCAGUAUCUGGAGAGGGCAAGGCUGCUGACUGAAGAAAUCAAGUCUCAGGCAGUGGGUUUCCUGAAAAUAGGGUACCAGAAGGAGCUAAUGUACAAACACAGCAACGGCUCAUACAGUGCCUUUGGGGAGCAGGAUGGAGAUGGAAACACAUGGCUGACAGCGUUUGUCACCAAAUGCUUUGGCCAAGCUCAAGAAUUUAUCUUCAUUGAUGACAAGAAUAUCCAGGAUGCUCUCAAGUGGAUGGCGGGAAACCAGCUCCCCAACGGUUGCUAUGCUAAUGUGGGAAACCUCAUUCACACAGCUAUGAAGGGCGGUGUUGAAGAUGAGAUUUCCCUGACUGCAUACAUCACAGCUGCAUUGCUGGAAAUGGGAAUGACCGCACAUGACCCAAUGGUGAGUCAGGGUCUGAAGUGCCUCCGAGACUCUGUUUCCUCUACUACCAACCUCUACACACAGGGCCUCCUUGCUUAUACUUUCUCUCUGGCUGGGGAGAUGGACAUCAGAAACGUUCUUCUUGAAAAGUUAGACCAGCAGGCUAUCAUCUCAGGAGGGUCUAUUCACUGGAGCCAAAAGCCUAUUCCGUCAUUGGAUGACAGACCUUGGUCUCAGCCUGAGGCUGUAGAUGUGGAACUUACAGCAUAUAUAUUACUGGCCCAACUUAGCAAAGCCAGCCUGACUCAAAAGGAGAUAGCCAAGGCCACUGCCAUAGUGGCUUGGUUAACCAAGCAACGUAAUGCAUAUGGGGGCUUCUCUUCUACUCAGGAUACUGUAGUUGCUCUCCAAGCUCUUGCCAAAUAUGCCACUGUAGCCUAUGUAACAUCUGAAAAAGUCAACCUGGCUGUAAAAUCCAAUAAGAAUUUCCAGCACACUUUCAGCAUUCAGGCUGCCAACCGGUUGGUGCUUCAGCAGGAAACUCUGCCCAGUAUCCCUGGAGUGUACACCUUGGAAGCCUCAGGCCAGGGCUGUGUCUAUGUGCAGAUGGUGCUGAUAUACCAUAUUCCCCCUCCUAAGUUUGUGGACACCUUUAGUCUUAGUGUGGAAAUGGGAAAAGCUAGAUGUGAGCAAGCUACUUCACCUCGAUCCUUGAUGCUCACCAUACACACCAGUUACGUGGGGAGUCGCAGUUCUUCCAAUAUGGCCAUUGUAGAAGUGAAGAUGCUUUCUGGGUUCAGCCCCAAGGAGGGUACCAAUCAGUUACUUCUCCAACAACCUCUGGUGAAGAAGGUGGAAUCUGGAACUGAUAUCCUGAACAUUUAUUUGGAAGAGCUGAGCAAGAAGACUCAGAACCUAUUCCUUUACCAUCAGCCAAAGUGUGUUGGUCACUAACCUGAAACCAGCAACCAUCACAGUCUAUGACUACUACCUCCCAGAUGAACGGGCAACAAUUCAGUACUCUGACCCCUGUGAAUGAGGAUAGAAGUUGUAAAGAGACCAAUUUAAUCCUUUGUGACAUUACUGGACAGCCUUCUUCUGCCUCUUAAAGGAAAACUCAUUUAAUCAAAUAAUAUGAUUUCUCUGAUUGAUAGUAACAGCUGAGCAGGUUUGAAGCUCAGCUACUUUCUACUACUUCACAGAUGCAUAGGUGCUAGAAUAAAGGGCUGGAGGAGAUGAGGGGAAUUAUAUGGAAAAGACCACGGGGAGAGAUGUGGUUUAGCCAUGUAGGGAACUCUCCAGAGAUGAUAUGGAGGUAGAGGGUGAUCCAAGAAAGAUAAAAAUGUCUUCUUGGAGGUUAAAUCUAAGAGAGGAUAUAAUUUAGGGCUUUGGGAAUAGAUUUAAAAAGUUUUUUUCUUUGAAAAUAAAAUCUGUGUCCUUGACUUUGUGCAUAUUUCUAUGGAUACCAAAGAUUCUAUUUCAAGAUGAUGAUCAUCCCUUAACCAAAACUCACAUUUUGGCUUCUUUAAACCUUUUGACCCAGGAAUGCC
Messenger RNA from Canis lupus familiaris (dog), 4940 nucleotides. It is a transcript of the gene A2ML1, whose product is annotated as alpha-2-macroglobulin like 1. NCBI's taxonomy places the organism in Eukaryota, Metazoa, Chordata, Mammalia, Carnivora, Canidae. Gene Ontology annotation, cellular component: extracellular region. The record is from RefSeq and is a predicted model, not a curated record. Gene Ontology annotation, molecular function: endopeptidase inhibitor activity.